AUGUCCUUUGACGCCAUGUCCCUCAGGGAUAAUGGCCCCGUCUCCCCGAUCGACCACCACCACCACCACCAACAGCAGUACCAGCACCAGCAGCCGUACCAGCAGCAUCAACGCCGCUACUCUCAGUACGGGUCUGAGCGCGCUCCGACCAGCCCCCUGACGCGCAAGGGGACCAAUGGUCAUAGCACUGUCUCCGGUAUGAACGGUGGUAAUACUACCCCUGGCUACCAGUCCCAGCGCAACAGCAUGGGAAUGAACAAUGGGAGUCAGAGCAUGAAUGCCAAGCGACAGUCGAAUCGCAUGUCCCUCGCCAGUGUGGGUUACUGUUAG
Molecule: messenger RNA, 330 nt
Organism: Linnemannia hyalina
Lineage: Eukaryota; Fungi; Mortierellomycota; Mortierellomycetes; Mortierellales; Mortierellaceae
Source: the annotation of a GenBank genome assembly